GCCAGCUUUCCGUCCUGAUCUUCCUCGUCGAAUGACUAGAGAUUUUGCAUCAAAGGUCGAUACUGACCUGAAUCUGCUGCUUGCUGAUAUCGCUGUGGCUCACGGACGGAGUGCCUGACUCUCGAGGGCCUUCAUCCCCAACGUCGUCGCCAUCGCUCAAUGAACGACUUUUCUGAGGCGCCUGCCGGUAGUACCGGCGGCAUGACUUCGCAAUGUCUUCCAGAUGGACUCUUGAUCGAUCUCUGCGGUGACUCGGAUGCCCAUCCUAGAAAUCCGGAGUCUAACAAAGGUCCCCUCAUUCUGCAAGGCUUUCCCUUUGAUGUCCUACUCGAAGUAUUCGCCUUAGUCUACGCCAGCCACGAGUUAACCUCCCACACGUCAACCCCGUUGUCAUUAUCGCAUGUGUGCCGCUCGUGGCGAGCCGCCGCACUCAGCUAUCCUUCACUUUGGUCCACUAUACGCGUACACCACGAGACUGCUCCAGAUGGCCUAACCAUGUUGGCUAUCGCAUACUUGCUCGACCUUUACCUUGUACGAUCGCGCACCGCCCCGCUCGACAUCUGCUGGAUCGCCCAUGACAGCUUGGCGGCCGUCUUCUGCGCUCUUCUCCCGCAUAGCUCGCGCUGGCGCAGCCUCAAUAUCAUCUCGCGCAUUCUUCCCGCUAUAUCUGGCGCACGCCCCCAGAUGCCGCUACUAGAGAGCACGAGAGUUGAAGGGCAGUGGUAUUGGAGCUGGACCACCGUGCGCGAUGCGUUCUCAGCCGUCCCACGUCUCGGGUCUUGGGCAUGUAACUGCCCGAAGACGAAUGAGCUGGCUCUACCCUGGGCGCAGCUCACGGACGUCGAGUUCAAGGUGCUGGGCAGCGAGUGCUUGUCGUGGCUCCCGUCGUUCAUACCACAGAUGACAUCUUUGCGCCGGGCCGUCCUUCGCAUGGAAGGCAUAGCUGAGAACCCGCGCGUGCGAUCUUCGGCGCUCAAGGGCAGCACAGUGUGGCCGCCCUCGCUCCGGGAAGUGGAAUUCGACCUGACGGACGCCGCACCAGGGGUCAUCAUGCACUCCAGCACUUUAUCGCCUCGUUUGCGCGUCUUCAGCGUAAAGAUUGACUCCCAUUCGCGCGACGUCGACAGUCAUAUGUCGGGGCAGACCUUUGCGGAGAUGGCGGAGCGCUCGGGACUCCGUCAAGGCGCUCUAAAUGUUCUCCAGUUGGAAGGAGUCGAUCUUUCGCCGCGGGACCUCGAGAUUAUCAAGGAGAGUAUCCCGGCCCAUGCUGAAAUUCGGCUGAAGCGAGUGGCUGGACUUGCGCAGGCGCGCUGAUCGAAUUACAACGAUGUUUAUACUUGUUACAAUGGACUCCCGUAUUGUAUGUUUACUUUAUUACACAGCCUCAGAUGCGUCUCCCCUCGUGGACGUUGUGGUGCUCUUGGACCUGCUCGAACCGAAUGAGAUGAUCUUGAUC
This is a messenger RNA of Schizophyllum commune H4-8, 1456 nucleotides long. RefSeq lists its product as uncharacterized. The transcript has 2 exons. NCBI's taxonomy places the organism in Eukaryota, Fungi, Basidiomycota, Agaricomycetes, Agaricales, Schizophyllaceae. Bases 160 to 1314 code for a protein of 384 amino acids. The record is from RefSeq and is a predicted model, not a curated record.